Scophthalmus maximus (turbot) is the source of this 4234-nucleotide messenger RNA. RefSeq names its product kelch-like family member 17 (gene klhl17). Gene Ontology annotation, molecular function: protein binding. NCBI's taxonomy places the organism in Eukaryota, Metazoa, Chordata, Actinopteri, Pleuronectiformes, Scophthalmidae. Bases 454 to 2229 code for a protein of 591 amino acids. The transcript is spliced from 13 exons. The record is from RefSeq and is a predicted model, not a curated record.
CGGUCCGGAGACCAGCAGAGGGAAUAUUUUACUUUUUACGUUUCCCCCCCGAAACAUUACACAGUCACAAAGCUGGACAAGCGGACAAACAGGAGGAAAACACCGCUGUCACGUCGACGACGACUAGUGCGCGAGCCGCGCCGUCGCUCUCGCUCCCCCGAUGUUCGAGCGCCACCUUAAAAAACCCGACGUCUGCUUCCAUGCACUUUUUUUGUGCAUUGACGUCAAACCGCACACGGCACCAAACAGAGGGUUUCUUCACAUUUCGUAUGUCUGAGUCAGACUAUGGACAGAUAGCCAGCCACUGGUGCCAAUACAGACCAAACCGACUGCGACCGGCUGCCGAUUUGUCUGUCGUCACCCCCGAGGAAGACGCCGUGUCCGAGGAUAAGCGCAACGCACCCACCGUUGCCCAGAGUGCGGCCCAGGCCUGCGACUGCCACGUCAGGCACCAUGAUGGAGGGCAGCAUGCAGUUGCUCAACCGCGAUGGGCACAGCGUCUCGCACAACUCAAAGCGCCACUACCACGACUCCUUCGUGUCCAUGAACAGGAUGCGACAGCGCGGCCUGCUGUGUGACAUUGUGCUCCAUGUUUCCAGCAAAGAAAUCAAGGCGCACAAAGUUGUGCUGGCCUCCUGCAGCCCCUACUUCCACGCUAUGUUUACUAAUGAGAUGUCAGAAAGUCGGCAGACCCAUGUGACCCUUCAUGACAUCGACUCUCAGGCUCUGGAGCAGCUGGUUCAGUAUGCCUACACGGCCGAGAUUGUGGUCGGGGAAGGCAAUGUUCAGACACUGCUCCCAGCAGCCAGUCUGCUGCAACUCAACGGGGUGCGGGACGCCUGCUGCAAGUUCCUCCUCAGCCAGCUGGACCCCUCCAACUGCCUGGGCAUCCGGGGCUUCGCUGACACGCACUCCUGCAGUGACCUGCUCAAGUCAGCACACAAGUAUGUCCUGCAGCACUUUGUGGAGGUGUCCAAGACAGAAGAGUUCAUGCUGCUGCCUCUGAAACAGGUCCUCGAUUUGAUCUCAAGUGACAAUCUCAAUGUGCCAUCUGAGGAGGAAGUGUACCGGGCUGUGUUGAGCUGGGUGAAACAUGAUGUAGAUGGACGCAGGCAACAUGUACCUUGGCUGAUGAAGUGUGUAAGGCUGCCGCUGUUGAAGCGAGACUUUCUGAUGAGCAACGUGGAUACGGAGCUGCUGGUGCGUCAUCACUCCGAGUGCAAGGACCUGCUGAUCGAGGCUCUGAAGUACCACCUGAUGCCCGAGCAGAGGGGCGUCCUCAGCAACAGCCGAACACGCCCGCGUCGCUGUGAGGGCGCCAGCCCUGUGCUCUUCGCCGUUGGUGGUGGCAGCCUGUUUGCCAUCCACGGAGACUGUGAGGCGUAUGACACCAGGACAGACCGCUGGCACAUGGUGGCUUCCAUGUCCACUCGGCGGGCACGGGUGGGCGUGGCAGCCAUUGGCAACAGACUCUAUGCUGUUGGAGGGUAUGACGGCACAUCAGACCUUGCGACCGUGGAGUCUUACGAUCCCAUCACGAACUCCUGGCAACCUGAGGUUUCCAUGGGAACACGGCGGAGCUGUUUGGGUGUAGCUGUCCUGCACGGCCUGCUGUACGCUGCAGGAGGAUAUGAUGGGGCUUCCUGUCUCAACAGUGCAGAGCGUUACGACCCUCUGACCAGUACAUGGACCUCAAUUGCUGCCAUGAGCACCCGUAGAAGAUAUGUCAGAGUCGCAACUCUGGAUGGCAGCUUGUAUGCAGUGGGAGGUUAUGACAGCUCCUCACAUCUCGCAACAGUGGAGAAGUAUGACCCCCAGAGCAACACAUGGACAGCCAUCGCCAACAUGCUGAGUCGGCGCAGCAGUGCCGGGGUGGCCGUGCUGGACGGCAUGCUGUAUGUCGCAGGAGGCAAUGACGGCACCAGCUGCCUGAACUCGGUGGAGCGGUUCAACCCCAAGACCAACACCUGGGAGGGAGUGGCCCCCAUGAACAUACGCAGGAGCACCCAUGACCUGGUGUCUAUGGACGGCUGGUUAUACGCAGUGGGAGGCAACGAUGGCAGUUCCAGUCUCAACUCCAUUGAGAAGUACAACCCGCGCAGCAACAAGUGGGUCGCAGCCUCCUGCAUGUUCACGCGGCGCAGCAGUGUGGGAGUGGCCGUGCUGGAGCUGCUGAACUUCCCACCACCCUCCUCGCCCACCCUCUCGGUCUCCUCCACCAGCCUUUGACACGGGGUCACCGCUUGGCUGAGCUCAGCCCCCGCUGCUACAGCCCAGGCUGGCUCUGGGAAGAGACGCAACUGCUCCGUUUGAGAUGGGGAGGCGGAACGAGAGGACAGAAGUAGACAGGUAAAUGGAUGGAAGCGGGAGAAGAAAAAGGGGAAAUGGUGUGAAUGAUGCACAUGGUUUAGUUUGUAUAGUGCCCUCAAUAAUUACUGGCACUCUUGGUAAAGAUAUGCCAACCAUGAUUCAGUCAUUUUAAUUUAAAAAAAUAUUCAUGGUAAAGCCAUUCUGGCUUCUUUUUACCAAGUGCCAGUAAUUUUGGUGUGCACUCUGUGGAUGCCUCCACUGUACAGCUCCACCCAACAGUUCACCAGCUCCCACUCUCUUCAAGUUAUUCCUGGAUAAAGAUGUGUGAACAUUGACCGGUCUUUCCUCAAGCCCCUCCCUCCCCCAUCACUCCAGUGUUUGACACACUCAUCGUGAAUCGUGGUGGGCACUACUCCUGUCAUGUGUGAUGUAAAUGUUUUUGGGUUUGAUGUUGCCGUCUUCUGCAAGAUUUUUAUUUUGAUGUCAGGAUCUUUUGUAAUAAUGUAUAAAAAAAGAAGAAGAGAGAAACGGAAUGAUUUAACUUUUGGAAUGUAGCGAUCGAUUGGUUAUACCAUGCAUGUUUACGUACUGGCAUUGACUCCCUACAUGAGGAUAACAUGUUGUAGUGCUACUAUGCCACACUAGGUGGCAGUGACAGACAAUGCUACGAACCCUUCCCACACUGCAAGAGCAUGGAUACCAACGACAGAAAAGCUAUAGGCCCUCAGAUCUGUAAAUGAGUUUGAAUCCUCUUUUUUUUAAACACACAGAACAAUUAUGUUGAACUGUAUGUAUUCAUAAAAUAUAUAAAUUCUAAUAUAUUCUUAUUUAAAGAUGAUUAUAGAAGGAAACAGAUCAGGCCUGUGCCUCUGUAAGAGUGAUAUUAAUAUAUAAAUUUAUAUGUGUGAUGUGCAUACCAUCAAUGGAAAUGACAAAGAGAAUGUGGACGUGUGAGAGGUAGUUGUUCAGUUUUUCCUGAGAGGACUGAUUGUUGCAUUUCUUAAUGUUUCUUCACUGCCACAAGCAUGAUCGCACAUGAAACGGCAACAUAUGUUUACGACAUUUGUGCAAAAGGCUUGGUCUGCUCGCACACCUAUUGACCAGUCAAUGAGAGGUCUGAAUAUUUUCUUUACAUAUCAAGAUAUAUCUUUAAAAAGACAUGGAGAUGGAAAUAAUCAUUGCAAUCAUGUGACAGUUUAAUAUCUUCUUUAAAACACAAAGUACUACUGUAGUUUACCGUCAGUAAACCAACACUUGACAAGAAUGACUAAUGUUGUUGACACUUGGUGCUGUCAUAUUCCCCUCUACACUUAUCAAGUGUAGUGUCUCGUUAUAUUACCUCAUUUUUUAAAUGGAUCCAAGAUAUUUGUACACCUGUGGGUGUUUUGGGAAUAUCACCUCUGAGAUUGCAUUUUCUAAAGUGAUCACUUUGAGUCUUUUCUCAGUUAAAGAGUCAAUACCUGGGUUCAGUUCAGUUCAUGUGUAGCGCAGUGACACCAUUCCAUACUUCUAGGAAGUUGUCUUUUUCCUUAUUUUGAAGGAUUUUUGUUGAUCUGGUUCUGUUAAUCUAAAAAACUACCUUAUUUUUCAUCUGUACGUUAGAGUGAACCCAGUAGAGUUGGGGCUGUGAUGGUCUUAUUUUGUCAAAGUCACAGGAAGAGACAGACUUAGAGAGAGAGGUGUUAAAAAAAAGCAAAAAUGAAAAGAUUUCUGCAUUCUGCUGAUUGAACUGUAAAUAUAACGAUCGCUUAAGUUAUGGAUGUGCAAUUUCAAUGUAACUUUUUUUUUUGUUUAAUGUGGUGAUGAGUGUUUAUUUAUGUUUGUUAUUUAUGAAGAACUUUAAAAUAUUGAAUUUUGCACUAUCAUGAAAUGGAGCAAUACGACACACUGUAAAAGAAUGAAAUAAAGUUGUUUUCAGAUGUGA